Molecule: messenger RNA, 3033 nt
Organism: Phyllostomus hastatus (greater spear-nosed bat)
Lineage: Eukaryota; Metazoa; Chordata; Mammalia; Chiroptera; Phyllostomidae
Gene: CD4
Product: CD4 molecule
Exons: 10
Coding region: 228-1619 (463 amino acids)
Biological process (GO): cell adhesion; immune response; positive regulation of ERK1 and ERK2 cascade
Cellular component (GO): membrane raft; external side of plasma membrane
Molecular function (GO): coreceptor activity; protein tyrosine kinase binding; MHC class II protein binding
Source: RefSeq, a predicted model, not a curated record
GGAGGAAGGAACCUCACUACCGGGCUUCCUGUUUCUCCGAUUAAGUGCGUCUCUGCGGGAGUAACAAGCCCUCUCCCCAGUGGGCUCCUGGUGGCAGAGCUGCCAGCCCUAACACAGGCACACCUGUGCGAGAGGCAGACACAGACGGGACGAAAGACACAGGCCCAGAGGCUCUGCCCCUUCUGCAGGGGAAGGCCCAGGUCCCUGCCUGCCUCAGCAAGGGCACAAUGAACCAGGGAAUCUCUUGUAGGCACCUGCGCCUGUUGCUGCAACUGGCGCUGCUGCUCCCAGGGAUCACUCAGGGGAUUGAAGUGGUGCUGGGCAAGGUGGGAGACCUAGUGGAGCUGCCCUGCCAAGGUCCUGAGAAGAAGAACGUACUGUUCAACUGGAAGUAUCCUACUGGGAUCAAGAUUUUGGGACGCUCCCCCUGGAAUUCAGGUUUUGUUAAAGGUACCUCCAAGAUGAGCCAGCGCGUCGAUUCAAGAACAUCCCUGUGGGACCAGGGAUCCUUUCCUCUGAUCAUCCGUAACCUUCAGAUGUCAGACACAGGGACUUAUGUCUGUGAAGUGGAGAAUACGCCAAAGAGAACAGUGGAAUUGUGGGUGUUUCGAUUGAAUUCCAGUUCGGACACCUACAGCAACAUCCGCCUGCUGGCUGGGCAGAGCCUGACCUUGACCUUGGAUAACCCCCCUAACAGUCACCCUCAGGUGGAAUGGAAAGGUCCAGGGAAUAAAAAGAAGAGUGAGGACAAGAGCCUCUCCCUGUCCCGGCUGGGGUUGCAGGACAGUGGCUCCUGGACAUGCACUGUCUUCCAGAGCAAGAAGACACUGGUGUUCAACAUAAACAUCUUGGUGCUGGCUUUCCAGAAGGUCUCUAACACAUUCUAUACAAAAGUGGGGGAGCCAGUAGUGUUCUCAUUCCCGCUCACCUUCGAAGACGAAAACCUGAAAGGGGAGCUGACGUGGCAGGAGGAGGGGGCUCCCUCCCUUCAGUCCUGGGUUACCUUCUCCUUGGAGAACAGGAAGGUGUCUGUGAUGAAGAAUCGUCAAGUCCGGAAGAUCCAGGUGAAGGAGACGCUCCCCCUCCAGUUCAGCCUGCCCAAGGCCUCACCUCAGGACGCUGGUUCUGGAAACCUGACCCUGUCUCUCAGGCAGGGGCAAUUGCAUCAGAAAGUGAACCUCGUGAUGAUGAGAAUGAAUGAGUCCCAGGACCAAUUGACCUGUGAGAUGCUGGGUCCCAGCCCCCCCAAGCUGAGGCUGAGCUGGAGGCUGAACAACCAGUCUGCAAAGUUCUUAAGUCAGCAGAAGCUGGUAAAGGUGCUGAACCCUGAGGCGGGUGUGUGGCAGUGUCUACUGAGUGACAACAGCAAAGUUCUACUGGAAUCCAAGGUCGAGGUUUCGUCUUCAGCAUUAACCCAGGCCUGGCCAAAGCUCCUGGCCAUCGUGCUGGGGGCGAUUGCAGGCUUUCUGAUUUUCACUGGGUUCUGCAUCUUCUGCUGUGUCAGGUGCUGGCGCCAAAGGCGCCAGGCAGAGCGGAUGUCUCAGAUCAAGAGACUCCUCAGUGAGAAGAAGACCUGCCAAUGCCCCCACCGGUUACAGAAGACACGUCAUCUCAUCUGAGGCUCUGGGCCUGGGAGAGCUUCCCACGUGCAGCCUCCCCAGCCGUCUACCCUGCGUUUCCUGUUGGGCUCCUGGGCCUGCGGACCAGAUGAAUGUAGCAGAUCCCAGCGCCUCUGGCGUCUCCUGCUCUUUGUCCACAGUUGGCCAUUGGGUCUCCUCUUCCAGAGGCUUACUCACCUCGCUGCUGCCUCGUUCCCUAUGCAGUCAAACCCUAGCCCUUCUUUCAUGAUUUCUUCUCAACUCUCUCCCUCACGGCCCACUUGGAUCCCAGGGGGGCACGAAGGACCAGCCCUCCCUGGCCUGGUGUGUGAGGCUGGGUGUCUGAAGCACGAAGUACAGGAAAGAAACUUGGGACCAGAGAGGGCAGGGACUAGUCAAAGGUCACACAGCCAGUCAAGGACAGAUCCAAUGUAAAGGCUCCUGACUGCUCCACUGUUCCAUUCUGAUACACACCCAUAUGUACAGUUCACACUUGUGCACAGACACAAUUCCUGAUCACCCAAGCAACACACUCAGUUUAUAAACCAGUUUGACAUGCUUUGUCUAUUUAAAGCUGAGAAAAAUCCUAGGAGGCUGGUGGUGACAGGACCACAAUUAGCAUCUCCAGUUUAUAGACCAGAAAUGAAUUCAGAGAGGUCAUAUGAUUGCCCAAGGUCACAAAACUAGUAAGUGCUGUGCUGAGUCAGGACCAGCCCCAACGGCCUGACCCCUAGUUCUACUGCUGUUUUCUGAACAAUGGAACAAUUACCACAUAGAUCUCUGAGCUGGUGAGUCACCGAUGCCCAGUAUGUACCUUAGGAUUCACGGGAGCGUUACAGCACAGGGAGGCCUGCCUCAGGGAGGUCAAGAACACACGGAGAACAGCCUCCCUGCCUAAAAUCCUCCCUUCACCACCUGCUGGAGGCAGAAUCCUGUUUCCACAGGACAAAACCUGCAGCUCUUCCAAGGAGAGCACCGGCUGGGGGGGCAGGCCCUGUGGGAGAGGGUACCCAGCGACCCACCACUCACCCUGUGAAGAACCUUCUGGAGGGUGAGCUUGGCCAGGGGGAGGGAGCAGGACAUAGGCUUGAGAGCGCACAGCUGAGAGGCCCUCCUGUGAAGGAUGACAGUGCUGGGCCUCAGUCCCCCUGCCCUGCAUGCUCCUGCACAGGAAAAUUAAGGGUACCAGCAUUCUCCCUCUUCUUCUCAAUCCAGCUGUCUCAGGAAUCCCCAGCCUCCUCUACCUCUCCUUCCAUUCUCUUCUCACCAUCCUCCUCAGUCUCUAUGACCUUUCUUUCUCUCCCUUUCUUUCAAGCCUCGUCCAAGAAGAACACCCAAUUGCUGCCAGAGCUCCCCAUUGCUUGCUUUGUAUUCCUGCCACUUCCAAUCCCUAAAUCCCUGAGCUGACAGAAAAAUACAGUAAACUUACUAUAAA